Molecule: messenger RNA, 744 nt
Organism: Penicillium daleae
Lineage: Eukaryota; Fungi; Ascomycota; Eurotiomycetes; Eurotiales; Aspergillaceae
Exons: 5
Source: RefSeq, a predicted model, not a curated record
CGUGAUAGGAAUAUAUCUAAUAUAUCUACUUUAUUUAAUGAAUAUUCUUCUAAUACUUCGCUCUCCUCUAUCUUAUCCUACUUAGAUAUUAUCCCUAAGAAGCGGAAGGAAAUAAGCUCCUAUAUUUCUUCCCGGAAGGAUUAUCCUAAUAACUAUUUAGAUAACUAUAAAGAACUAAUCCUAGAAAAUAUAAAGAAAAAGAACGCCUACCGCCUUAGACUGGAAAAUAGUAUACUACUAGUAAUAAGCGCUACUCUUCUAUCGCUAUCGUUAUUCCUCCGCUUAAAGCCGAAACCUAUUCUAUUAAAUAAAUAUAAGAGCAAAGGUAGUAAUAACUUUGAUAAUUCCUCGGACGAAGACUUUAUAAAACUCUUGGGCGGUAAGGACUCCGAGAGGAGAAACACGGGGUCGGAGCCCACUUUCUUCUUCACUCUCGUACCCGACAACAUCCCCUCGAUAUCAUAUAUUACCGCGUACAGUCCUCCCCACAACUCCGAGAAAGCAGAUAGAGUUUUGAACCCGCUAAAGAGCGAGUAUUCAAUGGACGAGGAUAACUUGCUAGUGAAGUUGAAGGAGGAAAGGAAGUUAACAUGGAAGGAAAUCACCGACUAUUUUCCUGGCCGCAAGUCCUUCCUCUUCACUGCAGGUUCAAUAUUCUACCAAACUAAAGCACCGGAGGGUCGGGGUAGGCCGACCACGGGGUCGGAGGGGCAGAAAGAAAUGAUAACAUGCAUAUUUCUAUAG